This is a messenger RNA of Tupaia belangeri chinensis (Chinese tree shrew), 1420 nucleotides long. RefSeq names its product PHD finger protein 11 (gene PHF11). The coding region runs from base 171 to 1154 and encodes 327 amino acids. Gene Ontology annotation, cellular component: nucleus. The record is from RefSeq and is a predicted model, not a curated record. NCBI's taxonomy places the organism in Eukaryota, Metazoa, Chordata, Mammalia, Scandentia, Tupaiidae. The transcript has 10 exons.
UCGCGAGGGUGAUCAGGAGGGGUGUGAGAAGACCCCGACCGGCACACCCGCGCCCGGCCGGACGUCCCGGGCUCGGCGGCCAGGGGCAGCAAACCUCAGGAAAGAGAAACUUGGGGCUGCCGGGCACUUCCGGGGCGUGCAGCCGGCGGGCCCCCGCCCUCCGCGCAGCCAUGGCCCAGGCGUCGGUGCUCGGCGCCGGUGGCCGCGAGCCCCAGCCCUUGCAGCACUCGACCCCUCAGCCCACCGGUGUCUUUCAGGUUGCAGAAAAGAUGGUAAAAAGGACCUGUGCGCUCUGCCCCAAAGAUGUCGAGUAUAGUGUCCUGUACUUUGCACAGUCAGAGAAUAUGGCUGCUCACGAAAAUUGUUUGCUGUACUCUGCAGCACUUGUGGAAUAUGAAGAUCAUGAUCCAUUUAAUCAUGAUAGAAAUUUUGAUGUGGAAUCAGUAAAGAAGGAAAUCCAGAGAGGAAGGAACUUGAAAUGCACAUUUUGUCAUAAAAGAGGAGCCACCGUGGGAUGUGAUUUAAAAUUCUGUCGCAAGAAGUACCACUUUUUCUGUGCCAAGAAAGAUCACGCAUAUCUACACACUGAUGCAACUCAAGGAAUUUACAGAGUGUUAUGCCAACUUCACGCUCCUAAAUCAGCAAUCAUCACCCAAAAUGCUGCUUUCUCAGGACCGAGAAGAAAAAGAGGAAGGAAGAAACAGGUCUCAGCAGGCGUUUAUAUACAGUCACCUGAAAAAAUGCCAUGCAAUAGAUCGGUAAGACAAGGGAAGGACAAGCCCAGCAGACACACAGAUGCGAUUGUGAACAUUCCUUUUCUUAAGAAAUGUAAGGAAGUGGGACUUCUUAAUGACUUAUUUGAACACAUAUUAGACCAACUUUAUGUGCUUCAAGAAAGACUCAUGGAUGACACUACUUCGGAAUCAGACUAUGAAAAAAUUGGAAAUUUACUUUUUGAAUGUAAAUUAUUUAAAGACACAUUUGAAGAUUUUCAAGCAGUAAUAGAGGAUAAAAUCCAAGAAUCUGAAGAAAGGCGGCAGCAGCUGAAGGAAGAGAUUGAGCGACUUCAGGACUUAAAACAAACCUUGUCCUCGUCUCAAGAGAAGAGGGACCCGGGCUCGAGUUCUACCUCAGCGUCUUCCCUGUCUUCCUGAGGAUGACCAUGUCCUAAGGCAGCAGCCAGGCAAAACUAUAAGCAGACUCAGAAUGAGAUCAGCUGCUACAGACACACAUUUUAGGCCUCCCCUCUCUCUCCGGACUGCGACCUGGGACUCCCGGCCGCCUCUUACUUGUUCUUGCUGACAGAUUUCAUGCCCGACGGGGCGUUUAUUGCCUCCCUCGGUCAUCAUCUCCCUUCUACCUCCUCUCCAAUAGAAUGUUCCUCAGAUUCUUAAUGAGUAAAUUGCGCCAUGCCUCCCAC